AUGGGGCAGGGCGCCGUGGGGUCGCGCGGGUGGGGAGCGGAGAGGACGAAGCGGGAACCUGGCUGGGACUCCAAGGGUCUUAACACCUGCAAGCUCAGGUCCGGUGAGCAGCCCAAAAGUGCGCCCCAAAGGGGUCUUUUUAAGGCCGAACCGCUGUGGAGGAGGGAGGGCCUGCCGGUUCUGAGGGUGGGGAAAGAGGGUCACCCUGUAAGGAACAGGAAUGGCCUGAGGGAGUGUCAGGCAAAGAGAUACCGGGAAGGCCAGGUCCUGGAGGCUGCAGCGAAGCCGGCUCCCUGGAGGACCUCCCCGCACAAUGGCGAGGGGAAGGCCACAUGUGCAGGAAGGAAAGCUAGGCAGAGAGGAGGCUCAGCGCCCCUGCGAACAGUGCUCCAAGUGCCACCUCUCACCUGUCAUCACCAACAGGGAGACAGUAGUUGGGGUGUCCCCAGCAGGAAGGAGAAGAAGGCUGUCCGGAAGAAGGAGCACCCAGAACGCACAAAGGCCUGGCAGUCGGCAGUCAGGGGCGUAGCCUGGAACAGGUGCCGGAUGCAGAGCCUGGCACAGCAGAGGGGCUCCACUGCCAGAAGAAACAAUAGCCACUGUCCAGUGCUGCCCCUGCUGCUUAUACUGUCCUCAGAGCAGCCACCAGUGCUCAGGUUCAUCAAGUGCCAGGGAGCCCUGCCCGAGGACAUGGCGUGCAAGAUGUUCCACCAACUCUCCUUGGCCAUUAAGUACUGCCACAACCUGGACGUCAUGCACCAGAACCUCAAGUUAGAACUUCUCCUCGACAAGGAUUUCAACAUCAAACUGUUCCACUUCAGGUUCUCUAAGCUCUGCCUGCGGGAUGACAAUAGCCAACAGAGAUUAAGCAAGACCUUCUGUGGGUCGGCGGCAUAUGCAGCCCCCGAGGUGCUGCAGGGCAUCCCCUACCAGCCCAAGGUGUAUGACAUCUGGAGCCUGGGUGUGAUCCUCUACAUCAUGGUCUGCAGCUCCAUGCCCUACGACGACUCCGACAUCAGGAAGAUGCUGUGUACCCAGAAGGAGCACCACAUGGACUUCCCACACUCCAAGAACCUGAUAGAUGAGUGCAAAGACCUCAUCUAGUGCGUGCUGCAGCCCAACAUCAGCCAGCAGCUCCACAUCCAUGACAUUCUCAGCCAAUGCUGGGUGCAGUCCAAGGCACAAGGACUGCCCUCUAUGGUCAUCAACAAGGAGGGGGAAAGCUCCCGGGGAACUGAACUCUUGUGGAUCCCUGAACCUGGCUCUGCCAAGAGGUCUGCCACCAAGCUGGAGUCUGGGGAAGAGGCACAGCCCAAGGGACAACCUGAGACAAAACCUGAGGGGUUGGCAAUGCAAAUGUCCAGGCAGUCAGACAUCCCAGGCUUCCCUAGCAAGCUGUCGACCAGGGAGAAAGAGGAAGGGCCCCCCCAAAGGCCUCCAGAGAUUCGCAUCUAGUGAGCCAUUUGUGGCCCAGUAUGCCAGCAGUGAAUGAGAUGGCGCUCACACCUUCAGGCCCAAGCUCUGAAGAAGUCAAGGCACAAACCAGAGAAGGAAGACAGUCCCGGAUGAGCUGCUGUUUUCAUCAGUUUCUUCUCUCUCCCCUUGAACUUCAUAACCACAUUGCUAAAGGAGCAAUAAAUCACUAUAUUAA
This is a messenger RNA of Rhinopithecus roxellana (golden snub-nosed monkey), 1651 nucleotides long. RefSeq names its product testis-specific serine/threonine-protein kinase 1-like. NCBI's taxonomy places the organism in Eukaryota, Metazoa, Chordata, Mammalia, Primates, Cercopithecidae. The record is from RefSeq and is a predicted model, not a curated record. Gene Ontology annotation, molecular function: ATP binding; protein serine/threonine kinase activity. Gene Ontology annotation, biological process: intracellular signal transduction; cellular response to glucose starvation; protein phosphorylation.